This is a messenger RNA of Rhagoletis zephyria (snowberry fruit fly), 2324 nucleotides long. RefSeq names its product pickpocket protein 28-like. Gene Ontology annotation, molecular function: mRNA binding; ligand-gated sodium channel activity. The record is from RefSeq and is a predicted model, not a curated record. Gene Ontology annotation, cellular component: plasma membrane; nucleus. Lineage: Eukaryota; Metazoa; Arthropoda; Insecta; Diptera; Tephritidae. Gene Ontology annotation, biological process: regulation of alternative mRNA splicing, via spliceosome; sodium ion transmembrane transport.
AUUUAACGCAUUUGAAACUCUUAGAACCACCCGCAUGGGAGAGCUUUUCGAAAGCUCAAUAGCGCAGCAGUAGCAGCAAAGGAUAACUGGUGGCAAAGCAAGCGGGUCAGGCGGAUAACGGAGCACGUACACAAACAUUUUCUAUCUUAAAUGGCGAUGCUGGCAGAGAAACGAAUUCAGUUGCUCGCGACAACCGAAAGGAAGCUAACGAAGUGCCGCACAGCGCGGAAUACUUACUACUAGUAUUACUUUGCCAGCUGUUGUGAAGAAGUUGUUGGUGAGCAGGCAAGCUGCAGAGCAAAGUUGGGGUAUAACUAUUACAGAAAAGUAGCAACACAGUAGCAAAACUAAAGUGAAGCAAAAAAAAACAUAUGUACAUUCAACAAAAGCAAUAGCAGCAAGCAAAAGCAAAACAGCAGCAAAAGCAAAAUACUAGGUGUGCAAAAGCUAUUUUGCAGCAUCAGACAUUAUGGAGCUAGUUUCAAAAUCAAAUAUGAGCACAUUAGAGGAUCGUUCAACAAAAAGUAUGGAAAAACUCAAAAUGUUAGACAUCACACGAGACAGACCGGUUAAAGUAGCUGUUAAGGUGGCUGUACCAGUGCGAGAUCAUCCAAAGUUCAAUUUCGUCGGCAAAUUAUUGGGCCCCAAGGGAAAUUCUAUGAAACGUUUGCAGGAGGAGACAAUGUGUAAGAUGGCAGUGUUGGGUCGCGGAUCGAUGCGCGAUCGCAAAAAAGAAGAAGAAUUACGCGCCAGUGGUGAUAGUCGGUAUGCCCAUCUAUUCGAGGAUUUGCAUGUAGAAAUUUCAACAUUUGCUGCGCCCGCCGAAGCACAUGCACGCAUAGCAUAUGCGUUGGCUGAAGUGAGGCGGUUUUUGGUGCCGGACUAUCACGACGACAUACGACAGGAGCAGAUGUGGGAAAUGCAAGCGCUGAGUUCCUCAUCAUCCUUGACCUACACCGACGAUCAGCAUAGUCCCAAUCGUGGUGGCGUCACCGAUAUGGAUACAUCGAAUGAUGAUAAGCUGGAGAUGGAACCUAACGGCAUGGAGUGCAAUACACUCGACAAAAAUGAUGCACAACAGUUGAGUCUGAGUAGUGAACAUCACCAGCAACAACAACAUCACCAACAACAACAACAACUCCAACAUCAACAACAACAACGCAAUUUGCACCAUUUACUACACCAACCGCCGCCGUCAACACGUGGCCCCAAUCCUACAGUCGCCGUAGCAGCUUCCCAUCAUCACACCAAUCUUUUGCCGACCAGCACUGAUGGAGGAGGGCUUUGUCAGAAAACGAAUGUCACUAGCGCAGCAACAACAAUGAAUUCCUUCCCACUAGUACAUCCGACUGCCAUGACAGUUGCAUUACAACAUCAAUUGACCGCCGCUGCUAGUAUUGGUAACUUGUUGAAGCCAUCGGCGACUACAUCAGCGGGUGUGCCUGCAGUGGCUGAUUUACACACAGCGGCAGCAGCAGCAGCGGCGGCGGCGGCGCAACACUCCAACAACGCUACGGGCAUACCGUUGUCGAGCGAUGCUGAAUCGCCCAUGGCAGCCACACUGGGUUUGUUGGAUCCACCCACGAGCGCAUUGUUGCAUCCGGCGUUGCGCAGUGUCAAGGCAAUCAAUAUUGCCGGUGGCCUGGCACGCAAGCGUCCACUUUUAGGUGUGCCCCGUUCAACUAUGAAUCCAACUAAGCGAACUGUUAUGACUUUACUCGCAAGAGCUAAAAAUUCGCAGGCUUUACAUGCGGUACGAAAUCCAAUUGCAGCCGCUACGGCGGCUAGAUUCGCUGAUCCUUUACAGAUGCUUACCUCCCCCUUCAUUUUAUCAUCACAGCCAAUGGAUCAGUCGAUGCUAACAUUUCCUAAAGAAAGUCUAGCACAAGGAGUCUAAGUACUGGAACAAAAAAAAAGGUAUUUUGAAUUGAAAAAUUUUGAUCCUUAUUGAGCCCGCCUCCACCUACACACCAAUGUACUACAAUUAAGAUAUCACAAAAAUAUUUAAUGAAUAUAUUUAAACUUAAACAAAAACUCGCCCAACGCAAAUAAAAAAUUUAACUUCAAAGCAAACAAACGUAAAAUGUUAAAUAAAAAAAUAAAAUAAAUAACUAAAUAAAUGAAUUAUACAGAUAUUUAUACAAUUAUACCUAAACUUAUCGGAAUGUUGAGGUUGACGACACAUUACGAGUAUUAUGAGGAAACACAUCUUUAGGGACUAACUGGCAACAUAAGUGUACACGACAAGUAACUUUGAAAAAACAAAAAAAAACAAAAACCAAAAACCAAAAACAACAAAAUCGCAAUAUAUUUUAUUUACACAU